ACUGUGCUUGGGUUGGUGGGACAAGUGUCAGCUGCUAUUUUCAGAAACUCUGUGCUGUUUGGGAUCCACUCCUGCCAUCUCCUGCCUGCCAUGGGGAGACUGUGGGUGCCCCAGCUUGUCACCACCUCCAGAUCUCUGCUGCUGUGGGUAGCACUAUUGUGUCUAGCUCCAGCCAUCAGGAGUAAUGGUCCCCCAAAGGCAUCACUGACCCUGGAACCCCCUUGGUUCAAUGUGCUCAGAGAAGACAAUGUGACCUUUAUAUGUGAGGGGUUCCAAACCCCUGGAGAGGAAUCCAUUGAAUGGUUCCACAAUGGGUCAUCUUUCCCCAUCCACCAGGACGCCUAUAACAUUCCAGCUGUCAACAUCAAGGACAGUGGGGAAUACCAGUGCCGGACAAAACAAACUGCCCUCAGCAACUCUGUGAAACUACAGGUCACUAGUGAUUGGGUGCUACUUCAAGUGGAGAGACUGGAAUUCAUGGAAGGUGAUUCUAUGAUGUUGAGGUGCCACAGCUGGAGGAGCAAACCACUGUAUAAAGUCACAUACUACCACAAUGACAAAGCCUUAAAGUAUGACUCUCAGAGUUUCAGAUAUGUUGUUUCGCAAGUGAACUAUACUCAUAGUGGAUCCUACUAUUGUACAGGGAACUUGGGGAAAAUGACAUAUGUAUCCCCAACUGUGUUUAUCACUGUCCAAGGAGGGAAGCCAAGCACCACAAAAGUGGUUAUAAUAGCUGUGGCCCUGCUGCUUGUGAUUGCUACAAUUGCAGCUGCUGCCCUGUAUUACUACAAGAGACACAAGAGAGCAGCCAAUGCUUCUGAUGAGACAGGAAGGAUUGAGGUGGAAAAUUCCAUGUCUUUUUCAUUUCUAAAGGACACAGAUAACCUUGAAGAAGAAGCAUCAGGACACUCAAUUUACCAGAAUCACUAAUAAUCAUGACCGCCUCUAAUCCUCCUGCAGGGACCCUAAUCUGCUUCUUCCCACAAGCACCAGGUCGAAUGGGCCUAAGGCUGGAGACCAAUUGACUGAAGAGCAAAUUUUGCCAUUCCACAGAAAAUGGAUCUGAAAAAUCUCAUUGGCAGUUGUCCACAUGAAUCAAAAGCUGCUUUUAAAGACCUGAAGUCCCCCAAUUGAGAAAUGGUCAAAGGCUAUGAACAUGCUGUUUUCAGAUGAAGAAUUCAAAGCUAUCUAUUGCCAUAUGCUCUAAAUCACUAUUGAUUAGAGAAAUGCAAAUUAAAAC
Dromiciops gliroides (monito del monte) is the source of this 1240-nucleotide messenger RNA. RefSeq names its product low affinity immunoglobulin gamma Fc region receptor II-b-like. The transcript has 7 exons. Bases 91 to 930 code for a protein of 279 amino acids. The record is from RefSeq and is a predicted model, not a curated record. Gene Ontology annotation, molecular function: transmembrane signaling receptor activity. Lineage: Eukaryota; Metazoa; Chordata; Mammalia; Microbiotheria; Microbiotheriidae. Gene Ontology annotation, biological process: cell surface receptor signaling pathway.